This is a messenger RNA of Papaver somniferum (opium poppy), 705 nucleotides long. Its product is annotated as histone H2A.Z-specific chaperone CHZ1-like. The transcript is spliced from 3 exons. The record is from RefSeq and is a predicted model, not a curated record. Bases 1 to 705 code for a protein of 234 amino acids. Lineage: Eukaryota; Viridiplantae; Streptophyta; Magnoliopsida; Ranunculales; Papaveraceae.
AUGGAAUUUUUUCCCAAUGUUGGUCGGCAAGCGGUGCCCAUUGGUGAAGGUAGAGAUAUUGAUAUGGAACUUGUUGAUGAGCCAGUGUUUCCUUCCAAAUAUGCAGAUGAAGUUAGAGACAUUGAUAUGGAACUUGUUGAUGAUCCAGUGUUUCCUUCCAAAGAUGCAUAUGAAGAUGGAGUCACAGAUAAGGAACCCUUUGAUGAGCUAGUGGUGCAAGUUGGAGAUACAUAUGACGAUGAAGACGAUAAUGUCAAACCCACUGGUGGGCAAGCGGUGCAAGGCAAAGAUGCAGGUGAAAGUGAAGACGGUAAUGCCGAACCUGCUGGUGGGAAAGCGGCUCAAGAUGAAGAUGCAGAUGAAAUUGAAGACGAUAAUGCCGAACAUGCUGGUGGGAAAGAGGCGCAAGGCGGAGAUGAAGAUGAAAGUGAAGAUGAAAGUGAUGAAAGUGAAGAUGAAAGUGAAGACGAAGGAUAUUAUCAUGGAGGCUAUAUAUUACAUUGUAAACGCUCAUUGGGUCUACCUAAAGGUCUAACACCCAACACUAAACAAGUCUCGCGUAAAGAAGCAAAAGAAAAAAUAGUGCCUAAGCUUAAUAUACACUGGAGUUCUUAUUGGAAUAUCAUUUCAUUACCACCCAAAAAACUUGAAAAGUUACCAGAAAUUUACUGUAAAGAGGUUGAUAACUCUCUUUAUAAAUUGUAA